GCCUCCGUGCCUGAAGUGUGCGACGCUGCGGACCCCACAGGUGCCAGCAGCUGGCUUGGUGCUCCUCUCGGCUGCCAACCAUGGCCCCGGGGCUGCCCAGCACUGCCAGUGUGGCGCGCUUUUGCCAGAAGCUGAACCGGCUGAAGACACUGGAGGAGCCCACCACAGAGACGUCGCUGCGGCGCCACCUGACCACGCUGGACCUGAUCCUGCUGGGUGUGGGUGCUACGGUGGGCUUGGGCCUGUACAUGCUCACUGGCACCGUGGCCAAGGAGAUGGCCGGCCCGGCAGUGCUCGUGUCCUUUGGCGUGGCUGCCAUAGCCUCCUUGCUGGCAGCCCUAUGCUACGCAGAGUUGGCAGCACGUGUGCCACGCAAGGGCUCUUCCUACCUGUUCACCUAUGUGUUCAUGGGUGAGCUGUGGGCCUUCCUCGUUGGCUGGAUACUGCUCAUCCAGUGUAUCGUUGGGGCCGCUGCCAUGGCCCGCUUCUGGAGCAGCUACCUAGAUGCCAUCUUCAGCCGCAGCAUCAGCAGCUUCACCAAGGCCCAUGUGGGCACCUGGCAGGUGCCCUACCUGGCCCAGUACCCAGACUUCCUGGCUGCUGGCAUCCUGCUUUUGGCCUCUGCAUUUGUGUCCUGUGGAGGUCGUGUCUCUUCCUGGCUCAGCCACACCUUCCUUGCUAUCAGCCUGGCCAUCAUCCUCUUCAUCAUCAUCCUGGGGUUUGUCCUGGCCCACCCGCACAACUGGAGCGCUGAGGAGGGCGGCUUUGCACCCUUUGGUUUCUCUGGCAUCAUGGCUGGCGCCGCCACCUGCAUCUAUGGCUUUGUGGGCUUUGUUGCUGUUGCUGUCUCUAGCGAGGAGGCCCGGAACCCAAAGCGAUCUGUGCCUAUGGCCCUCGCCAUCUCGGUUACCCUGGUGGCUGCUGCCAACAUCCUUGCCUCAACUGUGCUCACCCUCAUGGUGCCCUGGCACAGCCUGGACCCUGACUGGGCACUUCCUGAUGCCUUCCACCAGCGGGGCUAUAGCUGGGCAGCCUUCAUUGUGGUGGCUGGUGCAAUCUGCGCCAUGAACACUGUCCUGCUCAGGUACAUCUUUUUCUUGCCACAUAUCAUCUCUGCCAUGGCUGCCGAUGGGCUCUUCUUCCAGGUGUUUGCCCAUGUGUACUCCCGGAUGCAGGUGCCCGUGGUGGGCAUCCUGGUGUUCGGGUUCCUCAUGGCUUUCCUGGCUCUGCUGGUCGAACUUGAGGCACUAGUGCAGUUCCGCUGCAUCUGUGCACUGCUGACCUACACCUUCGUGGCCACCAGCAUUAUCAUGCUACGCUUCCGAAAGUCCCUGCCAUCCAGUUCUCAGGACCCAGGCAGCCCUCUGGGCACCGAGCAGACCUCAGCCCCUGAGCCCGGGCAGCUGCGACCAGCCCUGAGGCCCUACCUCCGCUUUCUGGAUGGGUGCAGGCCUGGAGCCGCUGUGGCUUGGGCCCUCGGUGUCCUGGUGUCCUCGGCCAUCACCCUGGACUGCGUGCUGGUCUUUGGGGACUCGGUCCUGCACCUCCCGCCCUGGGGCUACACCCUGCUGCUCCUGCUCAGCUCCGCCACGUUUCUGCUCAGUCUCCUCGUCCUGGGGGCCCACCAGCAGCAGCACCGCCAGGACACCUUUCAGGUUCCCAUGGUGCCCCUGACUCCCGCCCUGAGCAUCCUCCUCAACAUCUUCCUCAUGCUGCAGCUGAGCUACGUGGCCUGGCUGAGCUUCUCCAUCUGGCUGCUGAUUGGCUUUUGUCGCCCCUACAGGAAUCACGGUGUAUUUUGGCUACGGCAUCAGGCAGAGCAAGGAGAACCAGCGGGCACGGCUAGGGUUGACGGCCACACGUGGCAACCUGGAAGAGAUGGUGCCAGCCGCGCAAACCCCCAGCCAGGCACCGGCCCAGGAGCCCGGCUCCAUGGAGCAGCCUGCCAGUCCAUGAGGACCACGGGGGGCCUGCUUACUGUCCCCCACAUUCUUUGGAGGCCGGAGGGGCUGGCAGCCCCUCUAUCCGGGGCAGCUCAGGUGUGUAGGUCUUCCCAUGCCUGGGGGUCCCUCAGGACCUCAGCCCAGGUGCUGAGCUUCGAGUCUUUGGGAGUGGGCCAUGGCCAGCGCUGGUGUGGUGGACUGUGCCCAGUGCCAUCCAGUGUAUGACCAAGUCCAGCUACCCGGGCAGGUGGAGUAGUGCGGGCAGGGAAGAAGCUUGAGUCCCGAGGACCCACAGUAAUAACUGCUUGGCUCACAGUGUGGCCUACUGUGGUGUUCUUUGUGGCACUGUCCUCAUCUGUUCCAGGGACCAAAUGCUUGUCCCCAGAAAACAACAUUGAUGCUGAGGUUCUAGAAGUGGGUGGCCCCAGCCCUGAGUCAGGGUCACGGCCUAGCCUGGGUCCUGGAGUCCUGCACUCAGGCAAGUGCGCUCUGCCCAGCUCAGAGGGGAGCUACACAUACCAGGCACAGAGGGGUCCAUAAAGGAUGAGGCCAGGCACCUCCCAGCCUCCCCACAUGUCCCCUCAGGGGCAGAUCGAGAGAAAAGAGCCUGGACCCCAUUGAGGCAGCCUGGAAAGGGCGGUGGAGUUCUGGGGAUCCCUUGGUUUCCCAGUGCUCUCAGAGAGCAGGGCAUGUCCUGAGGCCUGCCCCAGAUGGAGAGGCCCCCCUGCCCAGUCACAUGUGUCUGUCAGGCACAGGCUCACAUGUCGCACACGGUCCCCAGGCCGUGCACACACAGUCCCCUGGCCGUGCACCCACGUGCAGACUGAGGCAGCAGCUCUUUCCCAGCCCAGGGCUGCUCACAGCUUCCAGCUGCUUCUCUCACUGCCGCCCCCUCAGGGCUUUGUGACAAAGGCUCAGGGUGGGACAGGUGCGUGCACAAGCACCUGGGCCUACUCCAGGGACCUUCAGCCCACCUCUGAUGGUGGGACCCCAUCUUGGGGGUCCCUAGGCCUACCCUGCACACCGCGGUCUCCCCAAGGCUGUGCUCUGUCUAUCAUAGACACCACCACUUCCCCGUUCUUGCCUGUGAGGACCACACAGGAAGCCACUGGCUUUGGCAUCUUUAUUCCUCAACUCUCUGCAGCCUUAACAUCACUUUCUCUGGGCCCCAAGGACACAAGGACACGCGACCCCGCUCCAAUAACCAGGCCUCAGGGCCGUGAUCUCUCACCCUGGCCCUUCUGAACCCGCCUCCCAUGGACACUGUCCUGGGGGUGAGAGGCAGCAGGGACCUCAAGGCUUUGCUGAGGCUCCAGAUGCCAGAUGAUUCCAGAUGCUGCCCAGCCUGAGCCCCAGGCCUCCCCUCCCUAGCUUGGCCCAUGUCAUUCCACGAGCAAGCUGCCAGCAUGGCCCUGCUCACCAGGGACCCAUGAGAAGGCAGCCCCUUGUCUCCCUGGAGUAGGUACCCCAAAUCUUUACCCUGCCUGGGACCCAGAGAGGGCUUGGCUCCUGCAGCCCCAUCCCUCCCCUCCUGAGCGUGGGCCCAGGACAUGGGAAAAUUCUCCAGCAGGCAGGAUUCAGGCCCCAGGAGGAUUCCAAACCCUGAACCAGGCCAGCCUGCUGGGGCCUCCUUGUCCUCUGUUAGGGACAUUCUCUCCAGCCCCUGGUCUCCACCUGGGGUCUUGGUCAAAGCAUGGUCCUCAUGCAUUUGCCUCUGGUGUGGUGUGCAGCUGCCCAGACAAGUUCUUGGGUGUGACCUUGGGCAGCAGUGACAUAUGUGUCCAGAUGUACAGCCUCCCCACCGCAUGGCUCCCAGGAGCCCAGUGAGCAGGUUGCAGGGUGUUGUGCUGGGGGUACUAAAGAGACAUAUAGAAGGCCCCAAAGGACCCCAUGCCCACCAACAACCCCUCUACCCACCUCUCCAUCCCAGCCCUCCACAGCCCAAGGGCUGCCACAAGGAAGGGGUUGGUGCUCAUCAGCUGAGAAGGUAUGGGCCCAAGGGGGUCCUGUGCCCUUGCCUGGGGUCCUAGAGAGUCGGACCAUCUGCCGACUACAGUCCUCAUUCCGUGGAUGAGGCCCAGAGCUGGGAGGAGCCCUGCCCUAGGAACCCAGUACAGAGCAGCUGUGACAUCUCUUGUCAGGCUGCCUUCUCCCUUGCCUGGGACUCUGGCUGUGCCGAGCCCAGUGUGGGACAGCUGAGAGGGCAGGGUCUCUCCCUGUGUUGGGGCUGCCGGCAGGAGGAGGAGGGCUGGGAGCCAGGCAGGGCCAGAGGCUACCCUGCCAGUGUGGUGGACAGCUGGAGAGCAGGGAGCUGCUGGGAACACUGGAGAUGGAGCCUGGGAGAGCGUCUCCAGCCCCAGCCCAAGCCGGAGCCCCACUGGACCAGGGCCCUGCUCUGUGGUCCCCAAGCAGCACCUGCCGAGGCAGGCGGGGGAGGGACAGUCUGCCUUGUAGCCAAAUGGUGGAAUAUUCCUCCCACCCACUGCCCUGGUCCUGCAAGGGCUUCAUGCCUGAGUCCCCUAGGUUGUGCUCCCACCAUUUUCUGUUCCCAGCCCGAAAUAGCAGAGAAAGGCUGUGGGCCUCAGGAAUGAGCCAGCGAGUGGUGUAAGGGCCACUCUGGUAACAGUGUCCAGCUCCCAGCAGUAGCAGUGGGGUCCAGUGCGGGGCCCCCUUUAAGGCACCCAGGCAGCCAGAUGUGGGGGUGGGGAAGCUGCCUUUCUGCUCAGGGCUGGCAGUUCCCUUCGGGGCCUUUACCUGCAGAUGAGGACAGCAGGGCGGGGCUUCAGCCACCAUCCUCCAAAGUAUAGACUAGUGUCCAGGCAGGCCCGCAGCCCCCUCCUCAUGCUUGGUCCUCAUAGAAAUGGGCUUCUCCAUCCACGCACAACAGCAGCAGGUCACAAAGGAGGUGAUCUGGGAGAGGCAGGGCAGACCCAUGGCCUGGCCCCCAACCUACCAUCCCGUUGCCUCCCAAGCCCUCACCCCAAGACUCACUGUCACCCCAGGGAUUGCAGGGGUCGGGGGGCAUGUGCUUACCAGCAGCCAAGGGGAGCCAUGUUGGCCAGACUCACCACACGCAGCUGAGCGGCUCCAGUGCACAGAGUGAUGGUUGUGGGGAUGAGCCCAAACUUCCCUGCCUGGGAGAGACCUGAGCUGAGUCUCUGCCUGUGGCUGUCACACCCUCCCGCUGUCCAACCCCACCCGGCCCAGACUGGCCCCUACCUGCCCAGUGACGAGGAUGUGGAAGCAGAUCCUGUAGAGCUGAGCAGGCUCCGGGCCUCCACACCUGAGGCCUCCACGCCUGAGGCUUCCCCGCAGUGAGCGGCUGUCCUGGGGCAGGAGAGAGUCUAGUGUCUGCUCUGCCCACUCCUGGGUGGCCUGGCCCUUACAGGCCUCUGCCUUAGUCAUCCAUUGACUCCACUCCCAGCCUGAGUCAUGGGUCUGAGCCUUUUGUCAUUGCUGGGGACAUAGGGGACAAUGAAGGUGAACCUGCCUUUGAGAAGCUCUCUGCUGAGUUGAGGGCGGAAAGGUCCCUAAAGAGACACUGGAAGUGGGGUUGGGGGAGGUGGGGCAGGCCUGGGGCUGUGAGCCGGGGAAGACUUCCUGCCGGGAGCCCCUCACACUGGAUUCCCAGGGCUCAGGAAGGGGCUCCAGGCAGAGAUGGAGGGCGGGGAGAGCACAGAGGGGAGGGGAGCAGGGCAUGGGCAGGUCCAGCCCCACAGGGUUGGGGAGGCCAGCAAAGCCAGGCUAGGCAGAGCUCAGAGGGAAGUGUCAUGGGCGUCACCUCCAGGCCUGAUGGCUGUGUGCACAUAUGUGUGAGGGUGACGAGGUGACUUGAGGAAGUAGAAGGAUGGGGGUUCUGCUUGGGAGACUCAGAGACAUGACAAUACAUGCAGUGCAAGGUCCUUGAGUACAUCCUGGAUCAGAAAAUAAAAUUUAGAACUAUUAUUGUCACAGCUGGGGAAAUUUAAAUAUUAGACUUCUUCUGCCAACGUUAAAUUUCCUGAGUGUGACAAGAGGACGGUGGUCACCUGGGGAAGGUCCUGUUUCUCAGGACAGCAUUGAGAGGGGUGAAUCUCCAGAUAUCUGCCACUUGCUUUCCAGUGGUUUCCUGUGAAAUCUAAAUAGAUCUGGCUCAUUCUGGUGAAACCGGCAAAGAGGCGUUGAUCAUUAAGUAGCUAGGAACCAAAGGCGGGUUUUUUGUUUGUUUUUUUCUACUUU
This is a messenger RNA of Equus quagga, 6161 nucleotides long. RefSeq names its product cationic amino acid transporter 4-like. The record is from RefSeq and is a predicted model, not a curated record. Bases 81 to 2168 code for a protein of 695 amino acids. Gene Ontology annotation, molecular function: amino acid transmembrane transporter activity. Gene Ontology annotation, biological process: transmembrane transport; amino acid transport. Gene Ontology annotation, cellular component: plasma membrane. Lineage: Eukaryota; Metazoa; Chordata; Mammalia; Perissodactyla; Equidae. The transcript has 5 exons.